Messenger RNA from Dimorphilus gyrociliatus, 566 nucleotides. The record is from the annotation of a GenBank genome assembly. Lineage: Eukaryota; Metazoa; Annelida; Polychaeta; Dinophilidae.
AAUAGGCGGUGGUAUACUGUUUUGUUUGGAGUGUCUGCUUUACUUUGUAAUAUUUUCCUUUCCGUUCGAAUGUUGGUAGUUAGGAGCGUCUGUAAUUAAUGGCCGAGCUGGGACUAACGGACGAUCAAAUAUCAGAAUUCGAAGAAGCGUUCAAACUCUUCGAUAGAGACGGCGAUGGAACGAUCACGACCAAGGAAUUGGGUAUCGUGAUGAGAUCAUUAGGACAGAAUCCUACCGAAGCUGAACUACAAGAUAUGAUAAAUGAAGUGGACGUAGACGGUAAUGGAACAAUCGAUUUCGACGAAUUCCUUAUAAUGAUGUCAAAGAAAAUGAAAGAAACCGACAUCGAGGAAGAAAUGAGAGAGGCGUUCAGAGUUUUCGAUAAGGAUGGAGAUGGUUAUAUAACCGCUUCUGAACUACAACAAGUAAUGUUAGCACUCGGAGAGAGUUUAAACGAAGAGGAUGUUGCCGACAUGAUCAGAGAAGCUGAUCAAGAUAACGAUGGAAAAGUGAACUUUAGCGAAUUUCAGCAAAUGAUAAAUACAAAAAUUUGAAUAGAGAUUGAA